Molecule: messenger RNA, 543 nt
Organism: Phycodurus eques (leafy seadragon)
Lineage: Eukaryota; Metazoa; Chordata; Actinopteri; Syngnathiformes; Syngnathidae
Product: histone H2A, embryonic-like
Exons: 1
Coding region: 30-413 (127 amino acids)
Cellular component (GO): nucleosome
Molecular function (GO): DNA binding; protein heterodimerization activity; structural constituent of chromatin
Source: RefSeq, a predicted model, not a curated record
UCAGUCAAGCGGCUAAUUAAAAAGUAAUCAUGUCUGGACGUGGCAAGGCUGGCAAAGCAAGGGCGAAGGCCAGGACUCGGUCUUCUCGUGCCGGGCUUCAGUUCCCGGUCGGGCGAGUCCACAGACUCCUCCGCAAAGGCAAUUAUUCGCAGCGCGUCGGUGGCGGCUCCUCCGUUUACCUUGCGGCGGUGCUCGAGUACCUGACCGCUGAGAUCUUGGAGCUGGCCGGAAACGCUGCUCGCGACAACAAGAAGACCAGAAUCAUCCCUCGCCAUUUGCAGCUGGCCGUCCGCAACGACGAGGAGCUCAACAAACUUCUGGGCGGCGUCACCAUCGCUCAGGGCGGCGUGUUGCCAAACAUCCAGGCGGUUCUGCUGCCCAAGAAGACCGAAAAGGCCAACAAGCCCAAGUAAACUUCAAUUCCAGACCUCCUGCAACCACAAAGGCUCUUUUAAGGGCCACACACACUUUCUCUAAAAGAGUUUGGAAUUCCUUUUAAAGUAAUAAAUGUUGAGAAACUGGACAAAGAUUGAAAUAAAGUCU